This is a messenger RNA of Colletotrichum fioriniae, 1614 nucleotides long. NCBI's taxonomy places the organism in Eukaryota, Fungi, Ascomycota, Sordariomycetes, Glomerellales, Glomerellaceae. The record is from RefSeq and is a predicted model, not a curated record.
AUGCUCAUCAACAACCAGUUUCCCGGACCUCUCAUUGAGUGCAACGAGGGAGACACCAUUGUUGUCCACGUCCGCAACGAAGCCGUCAAUGCCACAGCCAUUCACUUUCACGGCAUGUAUCAAAACGGCACAAACUCCAUGGACGGCACCGUCGGCGUGACGCAAUGCCCGAUUGCACCCAACGCGACGUUUACGUACAGGUUCACGGUUGAGAACCAGUCAGGAACGUAUUGGCACCACGCACAUCACAGCAACCAAGCUUCUGAUGGUCUAGUAGGGCCUCUCAUCAUCCACCCGAGAAACGACCUAGGUACCAAAGAUCAGUACUCGACUGAUCGGGUUAUCAUGAUCUCGGACCACUAUCACAACACAUCGGCCGAGUUGUUGAUGGACUAUCUUCAGCCAGACCAGGAGAAUGACGAGCCUGUGCCGUCGAGUGGCCUCAUCAAUGGGCGCAACUAUCGCGAUUGUGCUGAUUUUGACGGGUGGAAUUGCCAUAACGAGAAACCUCAUGUAUCAUCGUUGGAAACCUUUAGCCUGGCUCCAAAUGAGCGGCAUCGCCUCAGGUUCAUCAACACUGGGGCCUUUGCCGAAUUUCAAGUCGAAAUUGACGAGCACCCGCUCUACAUCACCGAGGUCGAUGGGACUGAUGUUCAUCCUGAACCCUUCCACCGCCUCAAUAUCCUUCCGGCACAGCGCUACAGUGUGGUUAUUGAGACCAAUCUCACCACCGCCAACUCAUACUGGUUGCGAGCUAGGAUGGUCACGCACUGCUUCGCACGAGAAAACCCCUGGCUCGAUUCAGAAGUGAAGGGGAUCGUCCACAAAGAGAAGACGCAUGAAGCGGCUUCAGAACUCAGUGAACCACAAAGCAAGAGCUGGGACGAAGCCAUAGACGUCGACUGUCGAGACAUGAACAUAACUCUUCUCAGGCCUGUCGAUGUGAUUCCAGCACCCAAUGUCACGGCCACAAUGUACCUCCGCGCCAACUUCGAAAUCGGAGCAUGGCGUCUAUCGCGGGGCUUCUUCAACGCCUCGACAUGGCACGCCAAUGUCACCUCGCCGGCUCUGUAUCGCUUCAUGGAUGCCGCGAAAAGCGACAAUGACACAUUGUUGCCGUCUACAACCGGCGUAAACGAUGUUAACUUCAACCCAGAGAAUGAGUUCGUGUACCAGACGCAAGGCAUCCAAACGGUCAACAUCAUAAUCAGCAACUUUGACGACGGCGCACAUCCGUUCCAUAUCCACGGGCACAAGUUCUUCGUACUGAAGCAGUCCCCAACAGGCUACCCACCCGAAGACAUGGCCGAGUUGGAAGCAGAACUCGCGGCUUCGGGUGUUCUGGAGAACCCGCUCAGAAGAGACACGGUAACAGUCCAAGGUUACGGGUGGGCAGUCGUCAGAGUCGUGCUGGAUAAUCCGGGCGUGUGGGCGUUACACUGCCACAACGCAUGGCACGCGGAGGCGGGCAUGGUCAUGAUGAUUGCAGCGAGAGUCGAGACGGCCAAAGAAUUGAAGGCGGCGAGCAAAGAGGAAGCAAGGCUCUGCGGGUUGCCUGGGGUCGAGAAAGGGGUUCGGCCUAGUGAUGACAUUUGGUUCGGCAACUUUGGUUGA